Carassius gibelio (silver crucian carp) is the source of this 2967-nucleotide messenger RNA. RefSeq lists its product as uncharacterized. The transcript has 6 exons. The record is from RefSeq and is a predicted model, not a curated record. NCBI's taxonomy places the organism in Eukaryota, Metazoa, Chordata, Actinopteri, Cypriniformes, Cyprinidae. The coding region runs from base 1730 to 2683 and encodes 317 amino acids.
UAGAUAAGGAGAACAGGGGUCCUGAAAGAACCAGACUACACCUGAUUAAACCUACUAAAGCUUGCUGGAGCAAGCCACUGAAUCGAUCACAGAGUAAACUGGUGCUGAACUCCUGAUUUGUGUUCUGCAACGGAUUGUCCUCUCACAGAAUGUGGACAUCUAUCCAGUUAACAGCCAUGUCAUUGUGACCUGGUUACCUCCUAUUUGUGCACAUCCACUGGACAGCUUACCUGUAUAUAUGAUUUAAGUUUUAAGCAGGUCUGGAAUGUCUUCAAUAUGUUGCAUACAUUUUAAGUCACUUUUGUGUCAAAAAUUUUCACUAUACAAAUAUCCUGAAAUCAGCAGCAAGGAUGCUGUGGUCUUUCCAUCUUAUGUGCCAGGACACUGUAUGCUGUGUGUGAGUCUGCUUUUGCAUUACUUUAACCAAACAUUUGUCGUACAAAGUGGAAAAAGCUACAUUUAUUCCUUGAUAUCAUGCAUUCUCUAACAACUUAACACAUGGUAACAUUUUUCAGAUCAUGAAGCCAAAAUUGAGUGAAUUGUAUUUUCUCAAUUCGCUGAGAAGCCCAGGUUUUGGUGAUGGCACUUACAUUGCCAUAUACAGGUUUUGCCUAAUUUGCUAAAAAAGUAUGUUCUACAUUCAGUUCUGUUCUUUUUUUUCCCUUUUUCUAUUUCUCGACAAGAGUUGUCUUGUAGCUGUGGAGUCUUCACACUAAUGGUAGGAGUAAUAGUUAUUUUGGUUCUGCAGAUGUCAUGUCAGAAUUUAGCCCACAUGUGCAGUGAUUAAUACUUCAUUCGCUCUCUAUAUUACCCUGGGUGAAACGUUUGACUUCCCAGAGGUGGGUUUACCAACCAUAUUAAAAUAUAUUCUGUAAGUUUGCAGUUUAUUUGUUUUGAUAAACUUGUGCUUUUCCAAACUAUAGUCAGACAUGCCAAGUAUUAGAAGAUGGUGGUCUGCCCUUUUACUGGAGCUGUUCCCACCAAGAUCAUUCACGAAAAGCCAGCAAAGAAAAAAGAGGCGAAUCGGGGCUGACAAGAGACAAGACACUGUUGCAGCCAGUGACACACCACUGAACAUACAGCAGGCAUGUAUUUGCCAUUUUAUUCAAUCUUUAAACUGCAGUUGGAUUAUUAUGUCCACAACUUUUGUUCCUCCACAGCUUCCUCCGCUAGUUUCUUCGAGCAAUCUUGCUGGAAGUUGUGGUUCAUGAUGGUGAUGUUGCAAUCCGCACCCUUGCCCUUACAUGCAGUUGCUUCAACAACAUUGUGUGCUUGGAAAGUUUCUGGCGAGAGGCUCACUUUCGGUGGUGGGACAGUGUUCUGGAUCCAGACUGGAGCUUGUGUAAAUCCUAGUUAACACGGGAUGAAGAUCCCAGCAGAAACAGAGAAACACAGAGACAUCAUGAUCAGCAGCGGCGCUGAUCAAGCGCUUCAGGACGCGCAGACGGGGGAAGCGAGCGGGAGCGCUCGUCAGACUCAGGAAGUGCGGAUUUCGAACGCCGUUGCCUAGCAUCCAUCUGGCAAAUCUCCGCUCUCUACCCAACAAAACAGACGAACUGCUUCUGCUUUCUCGGACAAAUAAGGAUUUCUCUCACUCUGCUGCUCUGUGUUUCACGGAAACCUGGCUGAAUGACGCCAUACCGGACAGCGCGCUCCAUCUGCCGGGCUUUCAGCUGUUCAGGGCGGAGCGCGAAUCAGAAUCAACUGGGAAAUCGUGCGGUGGCGGUACAUGCUUUUCAUUCUUGGGGACUUUAACAAAGCCAAUCUCUCAUGUGAACUGCCAAAAUACAGACAGCAUGUUACAUGUCCCACCAGAGACAGUAAUAUAUUGGAUCACUGCUACACCACAAUAAAGGAUGCAUUUCACUCUAUUCCACGAUCAGCUUUGGGACGUUCUGAUCACUGUCUGGUUCAUCUUAUACCGUCCUACAAGCAGAAACUUAAAUCUGCUAAACCUGUAGUAAGGACUGUGAAGAGAUGGACCAGCGAAACGGAGCAGGAUUUACAAUCUUGUUUUGACCUCACUGAUUGGAGUGUUUUUGAAGCUGCUACCACCGAUCUGGACGAACUCACAGAGACCGUAACAUCCUAUAUUAGUUUCUGUGAGGAUGUAUGCAUUCCUACCAGGACUUAUUUAACAUUCAACAGUGAUAAGCCAUGGUUUACAGUAAAACUCAGACAUCUUCGUCAGGCCAAAGAGGACGCCUACAGAAAUGGGGACAGGGUCUUGUACAAUCAGGCCAGGAACACACUGAACAAAGAGAUCAGAGCGGCUAAAAAGACCUACGCUAAAAAGUUGGAAGACCAGUUUACUUCCAACGACUCAACUUCAGUGUGGAGAGGUCUAAGAGCCAUCACGAACUACAAGACACCAUCCCCUUGCACUGAGGCUAAUCAACGACUUGCUAACGACCUGAAUGAGUUUUAUUGUAGAUUUGAAACCCCCAACACCCAUUCUGACCAUCUCCCUACACAACCAUUAACACCUCCUGCAAUCCCCCGUUCCACACCUACUGCUCUUCAAAUCUGUGAAGAUGAUGUGCGCCAGGUCUUCAAGAGAACAAAAGAAAAAAAAAACCAGGCCCAGAUGGUGUUACACCAGCCUGUCUUAAAAUCUGUGCUGACCAGCUGGCCCCCAUCUUUUCACAGAUCUUCAACAGAUUUCUGGAGUUGUGUGAAGUAACUUCCUGCUUCAAACGCUCCACCAUCAUCCCCAUCCCAAAGAAACCCAAGAUAGCAGGACUUAACGACUACAGACCUGUGGCUCUAACGUCUGUCUUCAUGAAGUCGUUUGAAAAACUGGUUCUGGCAUAUCUGAAGGACAUCACUGGACCCUUACUGGACCCCUUGCUUACCGAGCAAACAGGUCCGUGGAUGAUGCAAUCAACAUGGGAUUGCACUUCAUCCUGCAACAUCUGGACAAAACAGGGACUUAUGUGAGGAUCCUAUUUGUGGACUUUAGUUAAG